Effrenium voratum is the source of this 2481-nucleotide messenger RNA. The record is from the annotation of a GenBank genome assembly. Lineage: Eukaryota; Dinophyceae; Suessiales; Symbiodiniaceae.
AUGGUGGGCGUGCUCACCUACAACAUCCACUCCGGCAUCGGGACAGACGGAGUUUAUGAUGUGGAGCGCAUUGCCGGGGUCAUCCGCAGAUCCAAGGCCGACAUUGUCUGCUUGCAGGAGGUGGAAGCCAACAAGCGUCGGCAGCGAGCGCGGAAGUGGUCUGUGGCGCCUGCGGCCUGGCGCACCCACGCCUUCGCCCCCACGCUGCGCGCCGCCUGCCUGGAGGCCAAGUGCUGGGGUGGAGAAGUCCUGGUGCAGUCCGAGGACGCGGCCUACGGCCUUGCAGUUGUGACCAGGUUUCCCAUCUUGGACAAGCGGCAGCUGAUGUUUGAGCGCCCCGAGAUGGGGGACACCAUCAACAUGGACCGAGAGGAGCAGCCCCGAGGGGCGAUGGCUGUUCUUUUGGAUCUCUCCUCCGAGGAUGCUCGGCCUGUCUGGGUGGUGAACACGCAUCUGUCUCAUUGGAUGGGCUCGCAGGAACAACGGCGCCAGGCUUCGGAGGCGCUUGCCUGGGUUGAGCGGCUGCGCGCCGCAGACCGCAGGCCAGCGGUGCUUCUGGCGGGCGACCUCAACUCGCCCUUCUUCAUGCCACGCAGUGGCUACAGCGUCAUUGCCAGCGACCCACGGUGGCGGGACCUUUGGAAGGAGGCCGAAGGGCCGUGCUGCUGCCAAGCAACGGUGCCCGCCAACUGGUGCGGAGGCCUUUUUGGCAUGAGGGUGGACCACCUCUUCGGUUUGCGCAUCGAAGGGGACGUCAUCCCCAUGUGCGAAGCCAUCCGCGUGCUGCGGGACACACCGGCGGAUGAGAUGGCGUCCGAUCACUGCGCGGUACUGGCUCAGAUGGACUUCGUGGAUGACCCCGAUGGAUUCGCUCCAAAGGAUGAGCGGACGCCUUUCGCGCCGGGUGCAGCCGCGCCGAAAACGGCCGAGCGCUGCAGUGAUAGCAGGUUCACCUUUGGCACCUCUGCGCCCAUCCAGCUGCCCGACUUUUCACAGCUCCGGAAGACGCCUGCGCACGAGCCCGGCGCGGAAGCGCCCAAGGCGCAGGGUCUCCGGCAAGCGGGCCAUGGCGAAGAAACCCAGACUGCGCUAGCGACUGUGCAGGAAGGCCAAGAGCGGCCCUCCUCACCCGAGAAGCCGACCCCGGCCUCGCCGGCCUCGCCGGCCUCACCGGUGUCGCCGGUGUCGCCGGCCUCGCCGGCCUCGCCGGUGCCGCCCCGCACCCCGCCUCCAGCCAUCCACCGGCCGCUGCCGCCGCAGAGCCCCGUGCCGCCCUUCGUUUCGCCCCGCGGGGCGUCGCCUCGCACGGUGUCGCCCAGGAUGGCCGGAAAUUGGCACCCGCACGUGCCGCCGCAAGCGCCGCCACAGCUGCCGCAGCAAGGUUUUUAUGGUCAGAUGCCAGUACAGCAGCAGAUGCAGCAGCAAGCAUAUGCGGGGCCCUUGGCGCCACACAGCGCAAGCGGCCUUCCUCCUGAGGGGCAAAGGUCUCAGUUCGCCUCAGCUGUGCACGGCUCUACGCAUCCCCGCGUUCCAGCGCUCAUGGGCGCCAUGCUGGGCAGCCUUGCCAUGGGUGCCUAUGGCUUGAUCCUUGCCCUGCGCCUUGGGAACAUGCUCUGGGCCGCAGGGCUCAUGAAGCUCCUGAGCAUUUUCCCCAUGUCCAAGAGGACCUACGAGGGUGUGUCCCUCACUCUGGUGCAGGCCUGUUGGCGCCUUACGCAGUUCUUCACUCCCUGGGUGUCCAACCGCACGGAUGCGGCCACACGAGAGGAGUGGCGGGCUAUGCAGAAAAAGAUGGCGGAGCUUGACGUGAAGGUGGCGGCGGGAGAGGACACCUACCACCCGCUGAUGAUUCUAGGCAACCACGCGUCUUUCUUCGACGUGAUCCUGGCGACUACCAACAUGCCAACCGCGGUCCUGAGAAGAUGUCGCACCUACAUGGACUCGUCCUUGUUCAAUCUUCCAGUUCUGGCCACGAUUUGCCGUGCUGUUGGGCACUUCCCGGUGUAUUUCACUAGCAGCAAGAAUGGCGUCUUUGCGGUGGAUAAGGAAAGGAAUGAGGCAGUUGACCAGGAGGUGGACAAGUUCCUGGCGGAGGGCGGGUGGCUGUGCUACUACCCCGAAGGCCAGCGCAACAAGACACCCGACACGCUGAACCCCUUCCGGUACGGCGGCAUGAGGAAGGCGGUGGAGACCGAUGCGCGGUUGAUCUCCAUUGUGCUGCACGGCGUGCAGAGCGUGUGGCCCUUCAAAGCGCAGAUCGGCGGCUACCCGGGUUCUGUAAGGUACAGCUGCCGGCAGCUGGCGCCGGAUGGAGUGAAGGCUCUCCUGAGCCAGCUGCGGGCAUCUGGUACCUUGCCAGCAGAUGAGCAGGAUGCUGAGGAUCAUGUGCUGCUCGCGAAGCACCUGCAGCGUGUCAUGCAGACGCAGUACGAUGAGCUGAAGGCGGGCGUCGCAGGCGGUGCAAAGGCCAAGCCCGCUUGA